Branchiostoma belcheri (Belcher's lancelet) is the source of this 3859-nucleotide messenger RNA. RefSeq names its product acetyl-coenzyme A synthetase, cytoplasmic-like. Lineage: Eukaryota; Metazoa; Chordata; Leptocardii; Amphioxiformes; Branchiostomatidae. The transcript is spliced from 5 exons. Gene Ontology annotation, biological process: acetyl-CoA biosynthetic process. The coding region runs from base 53 to 3508 and encodes 1151 amino acids. The record is from RefSeq and is a predicted model, not a curated record. Gene Ontology annotation, molecular function: protein binding; acetyl-CoA synthetase activity.
CACCACGGCAGGAGGUUUGGAAGGACUGCGGCAGUACGUAAACCUGUCCGGAAUGAGGGUUGUUAACGACAGUACGUCAAACCACAGCAACCUCCAGUCUGUCAUGGAAGACAUCAUGAAUCCAGAACAACGCGAUGCUUUUCAACUACACUGGUCACAGACCACCUCCGGAGAUGUGUCGGCUAUCGGAGAGCAGUCGGCGAUGUCAGCGAUGGCAGAGGUGCUACAGAGACCUGUCCGAGUCAUCACUGCACUCGAGACUAGCUACGUAGACGUUCUCUUCCUCCCAUCGCAGCCCCUCAGUACAACCGUUCCCGUGGUACCUGUAGUGAUCGGAGCAUACGGCAAAGACCACUACGUCAGAAUCGACUACGUCAUACCCGAGGUACCUUCACAAGCAGCGACAUCUUGCGGAGUCGAGCUCCACGCCAACAGCCCCAAAAGUGGCACAGCAGAAGAGGGAGAAGGCUUCAUAUGGGAGAAAACAGACGGAGGGCAUUCUCUUCAAUUCAAGACCACCAUCAACAGUCUUACCGAGAAGACGUGCCUCCCGAACAAGACAGACUCGCGAUGGGCCACCCUUACUACUGUCGCCUUCACCGACUGCACUGUGGACCUCAGAGGCACAGAAGAUGUACCGACCCUCGAAGUGCUCGCUCAAAACAUGCACCAAGAUCUGAUCACACUUGAGAACGUCUUAACUCUAAUUCCUCAGCGCUCCAGAGUGUCGAAGAUAUACCUUGCUGGAAACAAGUUGCGCCAGAUACCGGAUGGAUUGGGUCUCCUGCCGAAUCUAACAUGCCUGUCAGCACCGAAGAACAAGCUGAAGAAAAUCCCAGCCGGAAUUCCAGACCUUGGGUACCUCACCGUGGUCGACUUCAACCGCAACCAUCUGACAAAGUUUCCCGAAGUUCUCCAGCACCUCCCACUAUUGAAGAAAGUCUUUCUCUGCUGUAACAGGAUCAAAUCCGUCCCAACCGGGCUUCUUCCGAAGAUGAAAAACCUCACGGUUCUGGCCAUGGAUAAGAACCAUCUGAAAGGUGUCCCCCAAGACAUCGUGAAGUGCAGCAACCUUGUGGAGUUGCACAUCAAAGGGAACCCCCUCAGCAGUAUGCCUAGAAUGGUGUUCAGCAUGCCCAGUCUGCGUUUGCUAGGGGUUGACAGAAAGGUAUGGGAAGGUUUUCGGAAACACAAUGACGACACAAGAUACCGUGCAUCCUUUGACGUGUGCUUUGACAAGUGCGAACACAUGGGCUACGACGGGAAACAACAGGAUACUACCGAAGCAACAGGCACCACCAUCCAAAAAGCAGAAGACAAACUAAAGAGCCAAUUGGGAGAGGAACAUCUACCGAAGCAAGGCUUCCCGUCCGAAGAAGAAUACGAACAGAAGCAAGGAUGUCCCUCAGAACAGGAUCAAGAGGAUCUCCCUAUAUCCCCAUCAGCUGAAAUGAGUCUCACAACUCACGUCUCCAGCAUGGACGACUACAACAGUACUUAUCGAAGGUCCAUAGAAGACCCCGGCGAGUUUUGGCGAGAGAUCUCCGAAGAGUUCCACUGGGAAACCGGUCCAAAAGGAAAGUUUGUCGAACACAACUUCGACCCCAACGUCGGUGACGUUUUCGUACGAUGGAUGCCUGGGGCGACAACGAACAUCACCUACAACCUACUGGAGAAGAACAUUCGGGAGAAGUGCCUUGGGUCUUCCACAGCGUUACAGUGGCAAGGGGACGACGACGUGGAAACAAGGGAAGUGACGUAUGACCACCUGAAGACCCUGGUCUGUCGAGCAGCGAACAUGUUGAAAGCUAAAGGGAUCAGGAGAGGCGACCGAGUGAUGAUCUACAUGCCACAGACGAUAGAGCAGGUAGUCGCCAUGCUGGCCUGUGCACGCGUCGGUGCCGUGCACUGUGUUGUGUACGGAGGGGCAACGGCUGAGUACCUGGCGGACCGGGUGAAAGAUUCGAAGUGUACCGCCAUCAUCACCGCUGACUUUGCCGGUAAAGACGGCGGCAGGCAGCCCGUGAAGACUGAGGUAGACAGGGCCUUGAAACUCUGCGGCAGGGAACACUUCGUGCGCUUCUGUGUCGUCGUGCGGCGUGUUGGCGUCGGUGACCAGGACACUUGGCCGAAAGCAACCGGGUCGCAAGAGAGCAGCGUCCCGUGGUGUGACGGAAGAGACUACUGGUGGCAGGAAGAGAUGGAGAGAGUGGACGACGAGUGUGAACCAGAAUGGAUGGAUGCAGAGGACCCCCUGCUAAUUCUCUACACAAGUGGUUCUACUGGCUCUCCGAAAGGAGUAAUCCACACAGUCGGCGGCUACAUGAUGUACGCAGCAACUACCUUCAAAUACGUCUUCGACUGCGGCAACGUUACCAACAAAGUCCACUUCUGUACGGCCGACCUGGGCUGGGUGACCGGGCAGAGUUACGUCGUCUACGGCCCGCUGCUGAACGGGGUCACCACGGUCCUGUUGGAGGGCGACCCUCUCAAAGCCAAUAGGAUCGUCUCCAUGGUGAGGCGGUACAGCGUCACCAGCCUCUACACCACGCCCACCGCCAUACGUCACAUGAAGGCAACUAGCGGUUCUGAAGCGAACUACAAGCUGGACACUCUCCGCGUCGUCGGCACCGUCGGAGAACCGAUCGCGACAUCAACAUGGCGGUGGUACCGGAGCACCAUCGGCGGCGACCAUUGCUCCGUAGUCGACACGUACUGGCAAACGGAGACCGGCGGGCACGUCAUGACACCCCUGCCGGGAGCCACCCCGAUGAAGCCCGGCUCCGCUACGCUGCCGUUCUUCGGGGUCGAACCGGCAGUUCUGACCGACGACGGUACGGAGAUGGUAGGUCCGUGCGAGGGACACCUGGUCUUCAAGUCACCAUGGCCGGGGAUGAUGCGGGGGAUCAACGGCAAGCCGGAAAAGUUCACCUCCUACUUCCAACAGUUUCCCGGGUACUACUACACGGGGGACCGGUGUCGGCGGGACGGGGAUGGGUACUACCGGAUCCUCGGCAGGCGGGAGGACAGAGUCAGCAUCCCCGGCGCCAUGGGACAGGUCUUCAACCAACUAGACGUGGAGGCAACACUUCUUCAGCACCCUGAUGUAGAGGACGUGGCAGUGGUGACAACGGACCCGACAGACGACACGGGCGAGUGCCACAGCGGCGGGUACGACAACUGGUACAUUUUCGUCACACUCCGCCAGACGGCGUGCCUGCACGCGCAAACCAUCUUCACCAACCUCCGAGAGAUGCUGGCCACGUCGUUACACGUCUUCACCCCGCCCAGCCACAUCCACUGCGCGAGCGAGUUACCGCGAACCUGGUCGGACAAGGUCCUCAGGCGGCUGCUGCGUAAGGUUGUGCUCAACGAUCUGGACCUUGGCGACUUUCAUGUCGUGGCCAACCUGAAGUCCCUCCCCAAACUUUUCAGGCAGUGUCGCGACAUGCAAACUUCGUGUCAACCUAUUGAUAUGUUUACAAAACCACGAACCAUGCCAUCGUGAAAAAACUGCCAAAUCCCUGCAAACAAGACAAAAAAGAGACAUAGUGCUAAACUUGAUCAGUUUUACAAAAAUCAUGUUAUUUUGUAAAGAAAUUUCGACACGUGGUAAUUUUAAUGUCACUCCAUGCCUAGAAAUCUGUUGUCAAAAUCAUGACAUCUUAAAAACAAAUAGUUGGAAAAACAAAUUUCAAGUACUCAUGUAGAUAUUUUGUGGAAAAUAUGUACUCCCCAAACUUUUCAGGCAGUGUCAAGACAUACAAACUUCAUGUCAGUCUAUUGAUAUGUUUACAAAACCACGAACCAUGCCAUCAUGAAUAAGUGCCAUGUCCUGGAAAACAAAACCUGUUAAAAA